Eimeria maxima is the source of this 4533-nucleotide messenger RNA. RefSeq lists its product as hypothetical. The record is from RefSeq and is a predicted model, not a curated record. The transcript is spliced from 3 exons. Lineage: Eukaryota; Apicomplexa; Conoidasida; Eucoccidiorida; Eimeriidae. The coding region runs from base 1 to 4533 and encodes 1510 amino acids.
AUGCUCUCUGCUGUGUGUAGCGAUAUAUACAAUGACUCAAAACUGCUGCAACAGCAGCAGCAGCAGCAGCAGCAGCAGCAGCAGCAGCAGCAACAGCAGCAGCAACAGCAGCAACAGCAACAGUGUAAUUUCCUUUUGCCGCUGCGCAAUGUAAAAAUGGAGGCCUCAGCUUCAGUUGAACCGUCUCCCUCCCUUCACCGUCCUGCAUCAGCAGCAAACCCUCCCGCAGCAGCAGCAGCAGCAGCAGCAGCAGCAGCAGCUUCUACUAUGUAUACACAAACGGCAGCAACAUCACCACAACCAACUACAGCAGCAGCAGCAGCAGCAGCAGCAGGAUACCCUCUGCAACGACCAUCAGCAGUACCAUUACCACCAUCACCACCACUAUCAGCAACACAUUCACCAACAGCACCAACAGCAGCAGCAACAGCAGCAACAGCAACAGCAGCAGCGGCAGGAGCAGCAGCAGCAGGAUAUUCCCAAUCAGUAUUAUCAUCCCCUCUACCACCAUCACCAUCAUCAUCACCACCACCACCAUCACCACCACCAUCAGCAGCAGCAGCACCACCAGCACCAACAGCAGCAUCAACAGCAGCACCACAAACAGCAGCACCACCAGCAGCAUCACCAACAGCAUCAGGAGCACAACCAACACCAACAGCAUCAUCAGCAUCACCACCAACAGCAGCACAAACAGCAGCAUCAGCAUCAGCAGCACAAACAUCACCAGCACCAUCACCAGCACCAUCACCAGCACCAUCACCAGCACCAGCAGCACCAGCACCAGCACCAGCACCAGCACCAGCACCAGCACCAGCAGCAGGAGCAGGAGUAGGAAUAGGAGUAGGAGCACCAGCAGCAGGAGUAGGAGUAGGAGUAGGAGCACCAGGAGUAGGAAUAGGAGUAGGAGCACAAGGAGUAGGAAUAGGAGCAGGAGCACCAGGAGUAGGAAUAGGAGUAGGAGCACCAGCAGGAGGAGUAGGAAUAGGAGUAGGAGCACCAGCAGGAGGAGUAGGAGUAGGAGCACAAGGAGUAGGAGGAGUAGGAGCACCAGCAGGAGGAGUAGGAGUAGGAGUAGGAGCACCAGCAGGAGGAGUAGGAAUAGGAGCACCAGCAGGAGGAGUAGGAAUAGGAGCACCAGCAGGAGGAGUAGGAGUAGGAGUAGGAGGAGUAGGAGUAGGAGGAGUAGGAGUAUUAGGAGAUGAAUUUGAAGUGGAUUCAAUAUUACGAGUUCGUGAGAAUAUUUUUGGAUUUCAAAUUUUAAUUAAAUGGAAAGGUUUCCAAAUUAAGGAUUCAACAUGGGAGCUUGUUCAUACUAUACAGUCACCAUAUAUAAGGGCAAUUGCUGAGGAAAUGAUUGAAGAAUAUCGUAAAAAAAUAAGAAAGCAAAGAUUUAUACCAACAAGAGCAGCACUUUGUCUAUAUGCUCCCGUCCUAUACUGGGGCCGUAACCUCCAGCAGCAGCAGCAGCAGCAGCAGAAAAGGCACCAGCAAGAUGAUGGGCAGCAGCAAAAGGAUUCCCAGCGUCAUCUUAGUCCUGUGCAGACAGUAGCUGAAGCUGCUGCUGCAGCUGCAGUUGCUGCUGCACCUGAUGAAAAAAAAAAAGAAGCUGCUGCUGCUGCUGCUGCUGUUGCUGCUGAACUGCAGCACCUAGAUGCAGCAAUUGCUGCAGUCUGUCAUAAAAUGGAUGCUGAGGAACUCCAAAAUAUUAUAUACACCCGUAAGGCUCUAGCACAAGAACGACCUGCACCAGCAGCAGCAGCAGCAGCAGCAAAAGCAAAAGCAAAAGCAACAGGAACAACUGCGGAGAGACACAGGCUCUCGUCAUUUCCUGAUAGACGUAGUACAGGGUUCAGCAACAGCAGCAGCAACAACAACAACGGCGCAGCAGCAGCAGCAGCAUCAGCGUGUCUCCAUACGCAGCAGCAGCAAAUAUACCCUGUGCCGUCUGCUUUCGAUCCUACGGACAGUGCAAGCGGGGACAAUCAAGAGAACCGCAGAAGCAGCAGCUGCUGCAGCAAUAAAAGGAAGAAUAACUGCAGCAGCAACAGCAGCAGCAGCAAGGUUGUUGCAGCUGUGCCUCCUGUGCCUGAAUCGUCAAUGUCUACAACGACAGCUCAAGGGAGAAAAAAAAUAAGAAAAACAGACUCUACUGCUGGUGCUGCUGCUGCUGCUGCUGAUGGAUGCAGCAGCAGCAGCUGCUACAGAGUCAAACAAGAAUAUAUAUCUUCAGCAGCAAAUCCCUCUCCACCCACCGAUGCUCCCACGGACACUGCAGCAGCAGGACCGCAUACAGCAGCUGCUGCAGCUGCAGCUGCAGCACAAGCACCAACACCGAGAGGGAUAGCGAUGCCUAUGCAAAUAGAAGCGCCAGCUGCAGCAACAACUGCAACAACAGCUGCAACAGCAGCAGCAGCAGCAGAAGCAGCCCCACCGGAUGGUACAGCCGCAGCGGCCGCGACGCCAUGCGGAGUAACAGUGGCUGCUGGUGCAGCUUUUCCAGCUUCAGAAGCAGCAGCUUCACGGGCUUCAGGUGCAGCAGCAGCAGCAGCGAGAGCAGCACCUGCUCUUGCUGCUGCUGCUCCUGAGGGUGUCAAUAAGGGUGUGUUGGAGUUCGCGGAGAAAUUCAAGAGAGUGACGGAGAUGUAUGAACAGUUAAUGAGGGGAUUCAGCGCAGAGCAGGAGGAGGAGGAGCAGGCGCAGCAGCAGCAGCAGCAGCAUCAUCACGUGCAGAUGCCGGCACAGCAGCAGCAGCAGCAGCAGCAUUGCCAUCAACAGGAAUGGCAACCGCAGCAGCAGGCUCCGCAAGCACUAGAAGACAGGCGAAGUCACAGUGGCCAGUCGCAGCAGCAGCAGCAGCAGCAGCAGCAACACAUGCAUAUGGAGGACGGUGGGCGGCAGCAUCGGGACAAGGUUAGUAGCCGAGACCAGCAGCACGCGCAGCAUUCGCAGCAUUGGCAGCAGGAGCAACAACAGGAACAUCAACAGCGGCACGAGUUGAGGAAACGAGGGCCACACCACCAGCAGCAGCAUCAGCAUCAGCAGCAACAGCAGCAGCAGCAGCAGCCAUCCGGGAGCGCAUCGGACAACUUGUGGGAGAGGAAUGAUAGGUAUUCGAGUAGGACGGUGUCGCACAACGGACAUGGACAGCAGCAGCAGCAGGAGGAGCAGCAGUGGCAGCAGCAGCGGCAGCAGCAGCGAGAUCGGCGGUUGCCUACCUCUGACAGUGACAGCGUAUCACAUCGACGUCGUGUUUAUAGGGAGGAGGAAUUGGAGAGAGAGGAACAGUACCGGCAGCGGGAGCGGCAGCGGGAGCAGCGGGAGCAGCAGCGGGAGCAGCAGCGGGGGGAGCAGCAGCGGGAGCAGCAGCAGCGUCGCCCUUAUGGGGAACAUCAAUGGGAGCAGAAGCAAGGGAGGCACAAAUAUGUAGAUGGAGACACUGCAGGAUCUCCUGUUCAUCGCAGCAGCAGACAAGACACCCGCAACUGCAGCAGCUGUCCUGACAGCGGCUACAGCAGCCGCAGGUACAGCAGUGGCAGCAGCAGGAACAGCUACGGCGGCGGCGGCAGUAGCAGCGGCUACGGCGGCAGCAGCAGCAGCAGCAGCUACGGCGGCGGCAGCAGCAGCAGCAGCAGCUACGGCGGCGGCAGCGGCAGCAGCAGCAGCAGCUACGGCGGCAGCAGCAGCAGCAGCAGCUACGGCGGCGGCGGCAGCAGCAGCAGCAACAACAGUUACGGCGGCAGCAGCAGCAGCAGCAGCUACGGCGGCAGCGGCGGCGGCAGAAGCAGCAGCAGCAGCAACUACAGGGGACAUCGCCGUCGAUCUCCUUCUCCUGAAGAGAGGAGAGGAAGUCAACGGAAGGAACCCCCUUACAGCCAUCAUGCUCAUCACCACCAUAAGCAGCAGCAGCAGCAGCAGCAGCAGCAGAAGCAUAAGCAGAAGCCUCACCGCUAUGAAGAGCAGCAGCAGCAGCAUUACCGUUAUGAAGAGAAGCAGCAUUAUUACAGUUGUGAGGAGGAGGAGCAGCAGCACAACUACCGCUAUGACGAGCAGCAACAACAGACGCAGCAGCAUUACCGCCAUGAGGAGGAGCAGCAGCACUUCACGGAUAGCAGGAAGCAGUGCCCAAUGGACAGGAGGGAAGAACGUCGAUUGAGGCGUGUAAGCUCAAGCUGCUCGCAGCAGGAGCAGCGGCAGGAGCAGCAGCAUUACCGCUAUGAGGAGAAGCCGCAGCGGCGUUGCCGCUUUGAGGAGCAGCCGCAGCGGCGUUGCCGCUUGGAGGAGGAGCAGCAGCAGCAGCAGCAGCAGCGUCACGUGUAUGAGGAGCAACCUCAGCAGCAUUACCGCUAUGACGAGCAGGAGCAACAGCCUUGCCGCUACGAGGAGCAGCACCAGCAGCAUUACCGGUAUGACGAGCAGCAGCAGCAGCCGAGGCAGCAGCAACAGCAGUGGCGUCAGCAGCAGCAGCGGCAUAGCCAGCAGCAUUCUAGACAGCAGCAGCAGCAGCAGCAGAGGCAGCAAGUCUGUGGGUAG